Molecule: messenger RNA, 555 nt
Organism: Eruca vesicaria subsp. sativa (arugula)
Lineage: Eukaryota; Viridiplantae; Streptophyta; Magnoliopsida; Brassicales; Brassicaceae
Source: the annotation of a GenBank genome assembly
AUGGGGAGACUGUUUAGAGUUUUUAGUGGUAAUUGGAAGAGAGACCGUCGGGAGCACUGGCAUUUCCUCCCCGCGCCUGGUGAUAACCCCUGGACCAUGCCAUGGGUGACAGAGGUUACUUUACUGGUUACUAUUGGGGCAAGGAGCGUGGCAGAGUACAACUUUCUCCGACGUUCUAACUUCAGUAUUGGGACAACAACUUUUGUGGUUGAUGGUGCCCAGGAUGACAGAGCCAGAGCUAUAUUCGAAGUUUUGGUUUUCAGUGAACGUCUUCUAACUAGUGAGAGGGUGAUGUUGGAGAUAUUUGGAGAACAAGAGAUGCAACUCCUCUACCGAGUUGCACUAGAGUUGCAACAUGUUGACAGAGGUGUGGGUUUUCAGUCAGUAACUUUGGUUGAGCAUGGUUUGGACAUUAUAACCAUCGAGGAUGACGAGGAGAUGGUUGAUGUCGGUAAUAUGGGAGUACAGCAACUGAACACAGUCGGUAUGAAUUUUUUGUACACCAUCCUCAACUUUUCUUCCAUCCUCAACUUUUCUUCCAUAGCUUUUAAUUGA